AUUGUCAUGAUGUGUUAACGGGAGUGAAAGGACGUCGUUUUGGAUUAAUUUAUUGAGACAAAAAGACACGGGUUUUCUGUGAACAGAAUGACUGUCGUGUAAAUAGUAUAUCGUGUAAAGGAUCUUUGAAUCCCGUUUUUAAUUAAGAUUUAAGACCUCUAGUUUAGUGAGAUUGCAAUCAUGGUGCAGGAAUAUGUUUCUCCUGUCAGGGUUCACAAGUAUCCGUUUGAAAUGGUGAUGGCCGCAUACGAGAGGCGGUUCCCCAGCUGCCCGCAGAUCCCGGUGGUGCUCGAGUGUGUGAUCACAGAGGACAGCUGGACCGCGGACGACUCGACGCGGUACACCACAAGGCGCUGCCAACUCAAUGUUGACGCUCCGUAUCUGCUGAAAAAGAUGAUCGGCGUAGACUACGUAUACUUCAUCCAGAAGAAUCACCUGGACUUGAAGAGUAGAGUGCUUGAAAUUGAGGCGACGAACGAAACCUUUUCGGCGAGGGUCGGCGUCGUCGAGAAAUGCCGAUACUAUGUUCACCCCGAAAACCCAGAAUGGACCUGCUUCGAACAGAGUGCUCUUCUCGACGUUAAGAAUUUCUUUGGACUCGAGAGCACGGUCGAGAAGAUCGCUAUGAAGCAAUACUCGGCUAACAUUGCUAAAGGAAAGGAACUGAUCGAGUCCUUUAUGGAUGAAGUCCUAGCUGACGGCGUUCGUGAUCUUAAACCUUGGGAGGCUGGACAGCAUGCGCGCAACCGAGAAUUGCGUCGGGUGGUGUCCCGCGGGACUGAACCGUUGUCUCCUCUAGCCGCUCCCGACUCACAGAGACACUCGCAACCAGACCAAUACACCCUGGAUAGUGAGUAUAUCAAGCGAUAUCUGGGUGAGCUGACACCGAUGCAGGAGUCUCGACUGCUGCAGCUGCGGAAGUGGAUUGCAGAUCUACAAAAAGGAAAAGUACCUAGCGACAAAACCUUGCUGCGUUUCCUCCGCGCGCGUGACUUCAACGUGGAGAAGGCGAGGGAGAUGCUCUCACAGUCUCUGCUGUGGCGCAAGAAGCACCAGGUGGACCGCUUGCUAUCCGAGUACGAAACGCCCGAGGUUGUGAAGCAGUACUUCCCUGGUGGCUGGCAUCAUCACGAUAAGGACGGUCGUCCGCUGUACGUCCUGCGACUGGGUCAGAUGGACGUCAAGGGCUUGCUUAAGUCGAUUGGAGAGGAUGGACUCUUAAAGUUGACACUUCACGUGUGUGAAGAGGGCUUAAAACUCCUGGAGGAAGCGACCAGGUCAUCCGAACACGCAGUGCAGGCUUGGAGCUUGCUUGUAGACCUGGACGGACUCAACAUGCGACACCUCUGGCGUCCCGGAGUCAGGGCUCUACUUCGCAUCAUACAGAUUGUAGAAGCGAACUAUCCAGAGACAAUGGGCAGGGUACUCAUCGUGAGAGCCCCAAGAGUCUUUCCUAUCUUAUGGACAAUCGUUAGCACAUUUAUAGAUGAAAAUACCCGCAGCAAGUUUUUAUUUUACGGUGGCAAGGACUACCUGCAACCAGGUGGCCUCCUAGACUAUAUUCCCAAGGACCUUAUCCCGGACUUCCUUGGUGGGCCCUGCAAGAGUUUCGUGCAUGAAGGUGGACUGGUGCCGAAGAGUCUCUAUGUUAGUGGAGCGUUCACAGAGCGCGAUGGCGACCCACUCAGCGAGGACAGCAUUUAUCGUUCUGUCAGUUUGGCUAAAGGACAGGUGCACGAGGUGGUGGUGAGCAACCGCGACCCGCAGAGCGUGCUGACGUGGGACUUCGACGUGCUGCGCCACGACAUCGCCUUCACCGUGCUGCACACGCACCUCGACCUGCCGCCACCGGACGAAUCAGCCACAGGCGGCGCGGCGCAGAGCGUGGUGGCGGCGAGCUGGCGCGAGGGCUCGCACUUCCGGCGCGCCGAGCCCACGCUGCUCUGCCACGACGGCGAGAGCAUACAGGGCUCCCACGUGAUGACGGAGUGUGGUAACUACGUGCUGCAGUGGCGCUGCGAACUCUUGGACACUUCUCAUCGAGCUGCCCAGCUCAUGUACUUCUACGAGACCCUUGACAGUCAUCAAUACAAGUGAGUAUUACACAUUAUAAUACAGCUACGAAGUUCUGUACAACAGAUAUUCACACUCCACUCGUGCAAGUGAAAUAGAUAAAACAUACCAUAGAUACUAACACCUACACCUACAAAGGUAGGGCAAAGAGUACGGACUUUCACGACACGGUCCGAUUUGGCACACUCCUGAUUAUUGCACAGUACAGUACAACUACCUAGAUAAUAUAAGAUGUUCGAUCUCCACAUAAAAAAACAUACCAUAGAUUCUGACACCUAUCACCCACAAGGACCAUGGCCCAUCUUCAAUAUCACGCCAAUUUGGUUAAUAAACUUCUGAAUUAGGCAUCACUUGCCAACUCUCCACUCACUUCGGCAUAAUUUUCUUUGUCACUCUUUCCUCAUUCUUUCUAUCUAUUUGUACAAAUCACUGAAGCAUUCCUUUAUACCUUAACUGUGAAAUAAAUACUUGAUCCUUUAGUUUUAUAACUUACAUCAUUGAAAAGCGACAUCUAGCGUUCGAAUUAUAAACCACCAGCUAUCACCAUCACCUCAACAAAGCUCGAAAGGAUUCCAUCUUUUCGAUGUGCGUUUCUUGGGCCCGUACAAAACAUUUUGCGACGUCGUUUUAGGUUAAAGAAGUGAAGUCAUCAGUGUUCACGGGGCAACAUGGCGAGUCUGUAGUUUAAGGUAUCCCACCAUCACCGAAUGCAGCGCAACCUCAGGUGGGUCCGGAUGCGAUCGCUGCUCUAAGCUUUAAAAACAAAGAAAAUUAACACUAUUGAAAAUCAAAACCAAUGCAUCGACCAUUUGCCUGUAUUUAUAUAUCUUAAAAUUAUUUUUAUGUGUGUUUUUGGUAAAAAGCUACUAACCUCGACAACAUUCACAUCCGUAAACGCGUUGUGUAACUAACACUUCAUUUUAACCUGUUUCAUGCUUAGUAAAAGCGGACCGUUAUAACGUAAUUUAAAAAAAAAUCGGACCUAUAGGACAUAGAUUUUCAGGAAACGAGCUUACUCCUUUUUAAAAGGCCCGCAACGCACCUGCCAUCAGGUGAGCUGCAUGCUCGUUGGCCCCCUCUUACAUAUAUUUUAAAAAAAAACUUUCGAUUAUUUUGUAUUUGCUAUAAUUGACAUGAAAAUGUUUAUAAAAGAAAAAAUUUAAUGGGUUAUAAUUACGUUAAAUAAAUUAUUAUUAAAAAAAAAACACUAAAUUGAAUAUUUUAUAAGAAAAAACACUUAUUAAAACUAUAGUAGCACUACUUACCAUGAAGUAUAUUAUAUACUACAUACAUACAUACAUACGUUACGUACAUUAUUAUCAUUGUUCAAAUGUCUUUUGAUAGAUAAAAAAAAAAAAACAAAUAGUGGCGAUAAGAUACAGCAAUAUCAAAAACAUACCUUUAUGCUAAAAUAAUAUUUAAGUUCUUCUUUUACACUCUAAUUUUUAACUAGAAAAAGUGUUUUGGCGGGAACAUGACCGGCGGCGGUAUACUGCUCCUGUAUUAUUGUUUAAAUAAUGGUUUGAAGUGGACUUUGAUAUCUAAAAGUGGUGCGAUUUUAUAUAUUAAGUGUCUACGCAUGUGAAAUAUUAGUGGAAACGAUGAAACAAGUGCUCUAAUGGUGAUGUGAUUCUCAAUAUAAGGUUGUCUGCUUAGGCGCCUUGAGAUACCAUUGCCAACUGUCUGUUGGCUCAAGUUGCCGCCAAAAUCUCCCGAGGACUUCACAAUGUGUCGCAUCAACAUAUUGUGAAGCAGUGUACUAUGAAGGCUAAUUAUACAAUUGUACUACGAAGGAUAAUUAUAUAUUG
Parnassius mnemosyne (clouded apollo) is the source of this 3881-nucleotide messenger RNA. NCBI's taxonomy places the organism in Eukaryota, Metazoa, Arthropoda, Insecta, Lepidoptera, Papilionidae. The record is from the annotation of a GenBank genome assembly.